GAUACAAUGAUUCACCUAAAUAUAUUCACCUAUAUUUGUUCUCUCUCCUAAGUCUCUGUUUCAUUUGUUUCACUUUCUUAACACACUAUGGCAGCUCAAACACACAAAGAGCUUGAAGAAACACUUCUGAUUCAAACUUGUUCUCUCGUGAUUGACGACAAAAAAGAGGAAACCUACCACAAUCAUUCUCCCCCGCCACUGCCACUACAUGAAGUGGAAGCAAUUAUUGAAUACGAAUUCAAGAAUAAGCACUUAUUGGAAGAGGCUUUUACGCACGAAACUUAUGGUGCUGAUAAUGACUUAUCUUAUAACCGGUUAGAAUAUGUAGGUGAUGCUGUUCUUAACUUAUUGAUCGUAAAUGAACAAUAUUUCUCUUAUCCAAAUUUGGGACCGAGAGUUUUGACUCUAAACAAAUCAAAGAAUCUUGAUACGAAAAAACUCGCACGUGUGGCCAUUAAACAUGGCUUAGAGCGGUACUUGAGACACAAACGACACAAUCUUGAAGAUAAAAUUCAAAGAUUUAUAGAAGGACCCGACGACUAUUCCUUAUAUUUAACUGGGCAGCUCUACGCACCUAAAGUUUUAGCCGAUAUUGUUGAAUCAACCAUCGGUGCUAUUUUUAUUGAUUCUAACUUAUCCCUUGAUGUUGUGUGGAAGGUGGCAAAAAAAUUACUUGAACCUAUAAUUGAGCCAGAAUAUGUUAAAAAACAUCCUGUCUCGCAACUUAUUGAAGUUUGUCAUAAGAAAAAAUUCAAAUUACAAUUUGUAGAUUUGUGGAAAGAAUCUUCUAGUAUUGAAGUCUUUAUAAAUGAGAAAUUUGUUGCAAGAGGCAUUUAUGGCCCUAAGAAAGACAUUGCACGUUAUAGAGCGGCAAAAAAUGCUUUGGAUAUUUUAGAUAUAAGCACAUCUACAAUGAAAGAUGAUAUUACAGAUUGAUAUUUAUGAUUAUGGUUUAUUUGGUUUUGUUUUUUUGUUUUUUUGUUUUUUUUUUUUUUUUGUGUUAAAGGUUGUAAGUUGUUGAGGUUGUGUAUUCUUACACAAAUAUUCAUUUUAUCAUUUUAUAAUCAAUGUAAUAGUUUAAAUUUAAAUGGAUUGGAUUGGAUUGGAUUAUGGACAACCUAAUAGUA
Molecule: messenger RNA, 1127 nt
Organism: Vicia villosa (hairy vetch)
Lineage: Eukaryota; Viridiplantae; Streptophyta; Magnoliopsida; Fabales; Fabaceae
Product: ribonuclease 3-like protein 3
Exons: 3
Coding region: 88-936 (282 amino acids)
Biological process (GO): siRNA processing
Cellular component (GO): nucleus; cytoplasm
Molecular function (GO): RNA binding; ribonuclease III activity
Source: RefSeq, a predicted model, not a curated record